AUGGAUGAUACGGCCAUCCUCAAGCGACGAGGCUACAUCAUGGGAAUAAAUUUGGGAGAAGGCUCAUAUGCAAAAGUCAAAUCCGCGUACUCCGAACGCCUGAAGUUCAACGUGGCGGUCAAGAUCAUCGAUCGAAAGAAAGCCCCUGUAGAUUUCUUGGAGAAAUUCCUUCCCCGGGAAAUUGAUAUUCUCAUCACGCUAAACCACCGCUCCAUUGUCAAGACCUAUGAGAUCUUCGAGACAUCAGAGGGCAAGGUCUACAUUGUCAUGGAGCUCGGGGUCCAGGGAGACCUGCUCGAGUUCAUCAAAACCCGGGGGGCCCUGCACGAAGAUGACGCUCGCAGGAAGUUCCACCAGCUCGCCUCGGCCAUCAAGUACUGCCAUGACCUGGACAUUGUGCACCGAGACCUCAAGUGUGAGAACCUUCUCCUCGACAAGGACUUCAAUGUCAAACUGUCUGACUUCGGCUUCUCCAAGCGCUGCCUGCGGGAUGACAGUGGCCAAGUGACCCUGAGCAGGACCUUUUGCGGGUCAGCAGCGUAUGCAGCCCCCGAGGUGCUGCAGGGCAUCCCCUACCAGCCCAAGAUCUACGACAUCUGGAGCCUGGGCGUGAUCCUCUACAUCAUGGUCUGUGGCUCCAUGCCCUACGAUGACUCCAACAUCAAGAAGAUGCUGCGCGUCCAGAAGGAGCACCGCGUCAACUUCCCUCGCUCGAAGCACCUGACAAACGAGUGCAAGGACCUCAUCUACCGCAUGCUACAGCCCGAUGUCAAUCGGCGGCUGCACAUCGAUGAGAUCCUCAGCCACUCCUGGGUGCAGCCCAAGGCCCGGAACGUGCUCUCUGCAGCCAACAAUAAGGAGGUGGCGAGCCCCCAGGGCCCUGACCCCUCUCAGACCCCUGAGCCCAGCUCUGACAAGAAGUCUGUCAGCCACCUGGAGCCCCAGGGGGAGGCCCAGCCUGAGGUGAUGCCAGAGCCAAAAGCCGAGGAGACGGUGCAAAUGCAGGUCUCGCGGCAGCUGGACACCACGAGCCUCAUCCUCACAGAGCAGCAGCCGAGCAGGGAGAAUGUGGUGGACAGGGGCUCCCCGCAGCCCCCAGACACACACACCUAG
This is a messenger RNA of Molossus molossus (Pallas's mastiff bat), 1113 nucleotides long. Its product is annotated as testis-specific serine/threonine-protein kinase 1-like. NCBI's taxonomy places the organism in Eukaryota, Metazoa, Chordata, Mammalia, Chiroptera, Molossidae. Gene Ontology annotation, cellular component: cytoplasm. The record is from RefSeq and is a predicted model, not a curated record. The transcript has a single exon. Gene Ontology annotation, molecular function: protein serine/threonine kinase activity; tau-protein kinase activity; ATP binding. Bases 1 to 1113 code for a protein of 370 amino acids. Gene Ontology annotation, biological process: microtubule cytoskeleton organization; protein phosphorylation; intracellular signal transduction.